Messenger RNA from Eutrema salsugineum, 1413 nucleotides. RefSeq names its product probable xyloglucan endotransglucosylase/hydrolase protein 27. Gene Ontology annotation, cellular component: cell wall; apoplast. Gene Ontology annotation, molecular function: hydrolase activity, hydrolyzing O-glycosyl compounds; xyloglucan:xyloglucosyl transferase activity. Gene Ontology annotation, biological process: cell wall biogenesis; xyloglucan metabolic process. The transcript is spliced from 4 exons. NCBI's taxonomy places the organism in Eukaryota, Viridiplantae, Streptophyta, Magnoliopsida, Brassicales, Brassicaceae. Bases 171 to 1172 code for a protein of 333 amino acids. The record is from RefSeq and is a predicted model, not a curated record.
CCUCAUAUUCAUUUUUCUCUCUCCCAUUAGCCUUUCGUCUCCUCUCUCACUAAACAUCCAUAGCUUUCCUACGCAAGCUAUUAUCUCUUUACUCUCUCUCUUUCUCUAAAAGCUUUUCAGUUUAUACACACACGGAAGCGUUUGGUACUAAACGAUAUAAUUUAUAAAAAAUGGAGACUUUGAGUCGUUUCUUAGUGAUUAUGUCUCUGUUCUCCGGUUUGGUUUCUGGAUUUUCUCUACAAAACCUUCCAAUCACAUCGUUUGAAGAAAGUUACACGCAACUUUUCGGUGAUAAGAACUUGCUUGUUCAUAAAGACGGCAAAUCUGUCCGGUUAACACUCGAUGAAAGGACCGGUUCUGGGUUUGCCUCAAAUGAUCUUUACUUACAUGGGUUCUUCAGUGCUUCAAUCAAAUUACCUUCUGAUUAUUCAGCUGGAGUUGUUGUUGCCUUUUAUAUGUCAAAUGGAGAUAUGUAUGAGAAGAACCAUGAUGAGAUAGAUUUUGAGUUUCUUGGUAACAUAAGAGGAAAAGAUUGGAGGAUUCAGACAAACAUUUACGGAAAUGGAAGCACACAUUCGGGUAGAGAAGAGAGAUAUCAUCUCUGGUUUGAUCCAACUGAAGAUUUUCAUCAAUACGGCAUCCUCUGGUCUGAUUCUCACAUCAUAUUCUAUGUAGACAAUGUACCGAUCAGAGAAGUGAAGCGAACAGAGUCAAUGGGCGGUGACUUCCCCUCAAAGCCGAUGUCUCUCUACACUACAAUAUGGGACGGUUCUAAAUGGGCAACAAACGGUGGCAAGUACGGUGUAAAUUACAAAUAUGCCCCUUACAUAGCUCGGUUCUCCGACUUAGUCCUUCACGGCUGUGCCGUGGACCCGAUCGAGCAGUUUCCGAAGUGCGACGAAGGAGCGGCCGAGGAUAUUCGUGCGGCGCAGGAGAUCACACCGUCGCAGAGGGUUAAAAUGGGUAUUUUCAGGCGGAAACUCAUGACUUACUCUUAUUGCUAUGAUCGGACAAGGUACAAGGUUGCUUUACCGGAGUGUGUGGUUAAUCCGGCAGAGGCUCGACGGCUUAGGGUUUAUGAUCCGGUGACGUUUGGAGGGAUUCCGAGGCACCACCGCAACGGAAAGCACCGGAGCAAGAGAAGCCGGAUUGAUGGAACAGAGUCGAUAUGAUUCCUUAUAGUAUUAUAUGGUGUUGGAUUUUGGGGAGAGUGGGGGUUUAUAAUAAGUUCAUCUAUUGGUAUUUAUGAUUUAAUGCAUUUUUGUCAUUUGUUGCUUGUAUAUGAAGAAAAAAUAAAAUUAUUAAUUUUUUUAUUUGAGAGAUUUGGAGUUUUGAACACUUAUAUGAUUAUGUGUAGUUCUUGUUUUUGUGAAUAUUUUCAUUUACGUAUAUUUGCGUUGUAAUUUCACUUUU